AUGGGUUCACUUACCAGCUCAUCUCCUACCACUACUGAUCUUCCAGACAUGAAGCUGCUGUGCGGGUUGCUGCUGAGCGCGUUGCUGGCGCUGUGCUGCAGAGGUGAAGGCAACAACAGACCAUCAGCAUCGUACGGCCCUCCUGGGUUUAAUCCCGGUCAACCCUCAGGUCCUGGCGGUGGAGGCGGCGGCUACGGAGGCGGAAAUGGAGGAGGUGGUGGCUUCGGAGGUGGAAAUGGAGGAGGUGGUGGUUACGGGGGAGGAAAUGGAGGAGGCGGAGGUGACGGCGAAGGAAAGCCUGAGCCUUACAGCUUCUCGUACGAGGUGAACGACCCGCAGAGUGGGACCGACUUCAGUCACCGAGCAGAGAGCGACGGCCAGAGAGUCCAAGGGGAGUACCGCGUGUUGCUGCCCGACGGGAGGCGGCAAGUGGUGUCGUACACCGCGGACGACGCGAGCGGAUACAACGCCGACGUCAAGUACGAGGGAGAGGCUAGCAGUGGAGGUGGAGCCGGGGGCGGUGGAGGCGGCUAUCCCUCCGGAGGUGGAGGCGCAGGUGGAUAUCCUUCAGGACCUGGAGGGAACGGAGGAGGAUAUCCAGCAGGAACGGGUGGUUUGGGAGGAAACGGUGGUGGAGGAGGAAACGGAGGAGGAUUUAACGGAUACCCGAGUGGUGGUCCAGGAGGCGGCACUCCUUCCAGCUCCUACCUGCCCCCCGGGAAGUGAUAUCUCUCGUCUACAAGAGCUACAAUUUUCAUUGCAUAUUACGCUAAGAACACCUCUACGGGAUAUGAGUAGUUUUUAACACAGUCGUCAUUGUGCAUGACUUACAAAUAACACAUAAAGAUGAUUCGGAGGGUUAAGAUAUGAAGUAAAGCGUAAAGAGGUGUUGUAAAGCCACACAAAAUUAAGUGUAAAUCUCAUUCAUUGUGUAUAUUCAUCAAUUAUAAA
This is a messenger RNA of Homalodisca vitripennis (glassy-winged sharpshooter), 951 nucleotides long. RefSeq names its product glycine-rich cell wall structural protein 1.8-like. Lineage: Eukaryota; Metazoa; Arthropoda; Insecta; Hemiptera; Cicadellidae. Gene Ontology annotation, cellular component: extracellular matrix. Bases 1 to 726 code for a protein of 241 amino acids. The transcript is spliced from 3 exons. The record is from RefSeq and is a predicted model, not a curated record.